Cordyceps fumosorosea ARSEF 2679 is the source of this 537-nucleotide messenger RNA. RefSeq names its product Small GTPase superfamily. Gene Ontology annotation, molecular function: GTP binding; GTPase activity. The transcript has 3 exons. The record is from RefSeq and is a predicted model, not a curated record. The coding region runs from base 1 to 537 and encodes 178 amino acids. Lineage: Eukaryota; Fungi; Ascomycota; Sordariomycetes; Hypocreales; Cordycipitaceae. Gene Ontology annotation, biological process: small GTPase-mediated signal transduction.
AUGAAGAUACUACUGGUGGGUGACGAAAAAUGCGGCAAGACGACCUUUUUAUCGCGGCUCAGCGCCAGCGAGACUGUGAACCCGAUUCAGCUGCGGCGCGACAUUGACCAGCCGUUUAUUUUCAACAUCAAUCUAGGCACCGCAAGGUAUCGGUUUGAGUUCCGAGACACAUCGAGUCCUGAAAACUGGCGUCUGUUGGACCCGGACGUCAUCGUCAUUUGCUAUGACAUUAGCCAGCGGCUGAGUCUGCUCAACAUGAAGCGCUACUGGAUUGACGAACUGAAGAAGACCUUUCCUCGUAUUGACGGCCUCCCGAUCAUCAUUCUUGGCUUGAAGCGCGACUUGCGGUCUGAGACAGACCCCAACGGCAUCAUCUAUCCCCAGGAGGCGUAUCAGAUGGCGCAGAGUUUGAGAGCCGAUCGCUACGUGGAGUGCUCCGCGGUGACGGGCGAGCUCGUCAAGCUCGCAUUUGAAGACAUUUGUUCCACGGCGGUCAAGACAACCGGUCAUAGCGACGGUAAUUGCAUCAUUCUUUGA